AGCAGCCGCACAAGUUUAGGCAUCCACAGAUCUCUGCUGUUCUUUUUGUAGAGAUCCGCAACCUUUUGUCUUCGUCUCAGUAGUCUUAUCUCACCACCUCAAUAGCAGAGGGAUAGAACACAAUGAAGCGUCAACGGCGCCGCGACGACGCCGCAGCGGACGAGGAGCACUUCAUCUACCAUGAUGCGAAGAAGACGCGUCAGCUCUUUGACACGAACGGUGAUCAACGCGUGGUGCUCGGCAGGCGUUGUGUCCUGCAGCACUCCGCGGUUAUUUUAGUGAUUGUUCUGCUGGCUGUGCUGCUUGGCUUUAGUUGCUGGUUUUUUCUCAAUGAUGCAUCGUACGACGAAGCCACACUUGCUGGUGCGAGGCCGCCGUUUGCAUAG
Leptomonas pyrrhocoris is the source of this 386-nucleotide messenger RNA. RefSeq lists its product as hypothetical. Lineage: Eukaryota; Euglenozoa; Kinetoplastea; Trypanosomatida; Trypanosomatidae. Bases 123 to 386 code for a protein of 87 amino acids. The transcript has a single exon. The record is from RefSeq and is a predicted model, not a curated record.